Molecule: messenger RNA, 830 nt
Organism: Mangifera indica (mango)
Lineage: Eukaryota; Viridiplantae; Streptophyta; Magnoliopsida; Sapindales; Anacardiaceae
Product: signal peptidase complex subunit 3B-like
Exons: 6
Coding region: 78-581 (167 amino acids)
Biological process (GO): protein targeting to ER
Cellular component (GO): membrane; signal peptidase complex
Source: RefSeq, a predicted model, not a curated record
UAGUUCAACAAAAUAUCAGAACCCAAAAACAUAAACAGGGAAGCGAGCUGCAACAACAAAACACACAAGCACGAAAAAUGCAUUCAUUUGGGUACAGAGCCAACGCUCUGUUAACCUUCGCCGUCACCAUUCUCGCUUUGAUGUGCGCCAUCGCUUCUCUUUCUGACAACCUUAACACUUCUUCUCCGACUGCCGAAAUCCGGGUAUUGAAUAUUAAUUGGUUUCAGAAGCAGAAGCAUGGAAACGAUGAGGUCAGCCUGACAUUGAAUAUAACCGGUGAUUUGCAAUCUUUGUUUACAUGGAACACUAAACAGCUUUUCAUUUUCGUAGCAGCUGAGUACAAAACCCCAAAGAAUGCACUGAAUCAGGUGUCACUUUGGGAUGCUAUAAUACCUACCAAAGAGUCUGCCAAGUUUUCCAUUCACACCUCUAGCAAGUACCGUUUCAUUGAUCAGGGACACAAUCUCCGGGGUAAAGAAUUCAACUUGACAUUGCACUGGCAUGUGAUGCCAAAGACAGGCAAGAUGUUUGCUGAUAAAAUAGUCAUGUCUGGAUACCGCUUGCCAGAGGAAUACAGAUGAGAAAUAUCUCUAGUGUAUGAUCUUGCUGUAACUUCAGUCUUUCUGUAAGGGGAUAUUAAGGAUCAUCUUAACUAGAAAACUAGAAACAGGGAACAUUUCUUGUUCGACAAAGCGAGGAAAAGAACAUUGUUUUGCUUUAAAAACAUUUUUUUCUGUUGCAAAACUAUGGAUCAUGAUUCUUUCAUUGGAUAGCUACUCACAAAAACUGAAACCGAGACCAUGAGCUUUAUAAAUGUUGUUUUCUCUUGA